Aspergillus ibericus CBS 121593 is the source of this 411-nucleotide messenger RNA. RefSeq lists its product as uncharacterized. The transcript has a single exon. Bases 1 to 411 code for a protein of 136 amino acids. Lineage: Eukaryota; Fungi; Ascomycota; Eurotiomycetes; Eurotiales; Aspergillaceae. The record is from RefSeq and is a predicted model, not a curated record.
AUGACCACCGCUGCAACACCCCUCCCCCUAACAACCACCUUCACCCCACCCAGCACAUGCCUCCACAACGAAUGGCUCGUCAGCAGCAGCACCAAAACCUGGAUGAACCUGGGUCCCGCACACACCGCCGAAUGUCUCCCCUCGGGCUGGCAAAUCUCCAGUUACUAUUCUCCGGGCCUAUGUCCGAGUGGGUAUCAGAUCGCGGCGAGUGGGAUUGUCUAUGAUGGGACGGUGACGGAGACGGCGGCGACGUGUUGUCCAACGUGUGUUCAUACCCAUAUAUCAAACAUGAUUCAUGGUUAUCAGAACCAUAACCAGAACUGGACCCUAGCCGGCCCGGGACUAGCGCUUCCCAAUUCCAGGGCACGGGAUUAUGCAAUGCUAAAUCAAACAGCCCAAACACUCAAGUAA